AUGGGUGAUGUUGGAGCACAAUAUUUGGCCUAUGCAUUACAGCACAAUAAGACACUCACCAUACUGAAUAUCGGUAAUAUUCGCAUUGGAGCUGUUGGAGCACAACAUUUAGCCCACGCAUUACGACGCAACACAACACUUACUAUACUAGAUCUCUGGUGUAAUGAUAUUGGAUAUAUUGGAGGACAACAUUUCAGUGAUGCAUUGCAACAUAACAGAACACUUACCAAACUGAAUAUCGGAUCUGAAUACAUUGGAGGUGAUACUAUGCAUGAGAUCAAUGGAUUUAUGAGACGCAAUAAAAGUGAAAGAAAAUCGGAAAUGGUAAUAAUAAAUGUAUUUGGAUGA
Molecule: messenger RNA, 348 nt
Organism: Adineta steineri
Lineage: Eukaryota; Metazoa; Rotifera; Eurotatoria; Adinetida; Adinetidae
Source: the annotation of a GenBank genome assembly